CCUUUUCUCUUCUUUUUUACUUUUCUUGUUUUUAUCAUGUGAUCAAACCAAGAAGAAAGACUUUUCAUUCUUCCCUGACUCAGAAAGAUGGCGUCCGUUUCCAACCUCACCAACCUUACACCAGCCGCCGCCACUUCUACCGGCUCUAGAUCUUCCUCCGUCAUACCAAGAUCCUUCGUUAACAUCCGCAAGCUUUCCUCUUCUUCCCAUCUUUCUCUUCGUUACAACCAACAGACCAGACCUUCCCUCUUUGUGAGGUGUUCAGCCUCCGGUGGAAAUGGAAGUUCUGCAAAGAGAACUACUCUUCAUGAUCUAUAUGAGAAGGAAGGCCAGAGUCCUUGGUAUGACAAUCUAUGCCGUCCUGUCACUGAUCUUAUCCCCUUUAUUGCCCGUGGCGUUCGUGGUGUAACUAGCAACCCUGCGAUCUUCCAGAAAGCCAUAUCCACUUCAGAUGCUUAUAAUGAUCAGUUCAGGACACUUGUGGAGUCUGGAACGCCUAUUAAAAAAGCGUACUGGGGGCUUGUGGUGAAGGAUAUUCAAGAUGCUUGCGAGCUUUUUGAGCCAAUCUAUGACCAGACCGAAGCUGAGGAUGGAUAUGUCUCUGUUGAAGUUUCACCUCUGCUUGCUGAUGAUCCCAAAACCACAGUUCAAGCUGCUAAACUUCUUCACAAGUCUGUGAACCGUCGUAAUGUUUAUAUUAAGAUCCCUGCUACUUCUCCAUGCCUUACUUCCAUCAGGGAUGUCAUUGCUUCCGGCAUAAGUGUCAAUGUUACGCUUAUAUUCUCAAUAGCUAGAUAUGAGGCAGUGAUUGAUGCUUAUUUGGAUGGGCUGGAGGCGUCUGGACUUGAGGACCUCUCAAGAGUUACAAGUGUUGCUUCAUUCUUUGUCAGCAGGGUGGAUACUCUCAUGGACAAGAUGCUUGAGAAGAUUGGUACACCAGAAGCUCUAGACCUCCGUGGAAAGGCGGCUGUGGCUCAAGCUGCAUUAGCAUACCAGCUAUACCAGAAAAAGUUCUCAGGUCCAAGAUGGGAAGCUCUAGUGAAGAAAGGUGCCAAGAAGCAGAGGCUUCUCUGGGCAUCGACAAGUGUUAAAAACCCAGCUUACUCUGACACUCUUUAUGUUGCUCCUCUCAUUGGACCUGACACUGUGUCAACAAUGCCAGAUCAAGCCCUGGAAGCAUUUAUUGAUCAUGGAAUCGUGAAGAGGACGAUAGAUGCGAAUGUGUCAGAAGCAGAAGGGGUUUACAGUGCAAUAGAGAAGCUGGGGAUAGACUGGAACAAGGUGGGAGAACAGUUGGAAGAAGAAGGUGUAGACUCGUUCAAGAAGAGUUUCGAGAGUCUGCUUGGUACACUUCUAGACAAGGCCAACACUCUCAAACUAGCCAGCCAUUGAAGAUAACUUAAGUUACACGCUUCUCCAAACACUAUGUUUCCUAGAGAUGUUAUAUGGUCUUUGCUUUAUGCUCACAAUAUAAACUCUUUAUCUUAUUUAUUUUUGUAAGAUGAUGUUUUUAUGGAGCUUUUUUCGAUAUAUAAGUAACUUUAACAUUAAA
Molecule: messenger RNA, 1552 nt
Organism: Raphanus sativus (radish)
Lineage: Eukaryota; Viridiplantae; Streptophyta; Magnoliopsida; Brassicales; Brassicaceae
Exons: 7
Coding region: 88-1392 (434 amino acids)
Biological process (GO): pentose-phosphate shunt; carbohydrate metabolic process
Cellular component (GO): intracellular anatomical structure; cytoplasm
Molecular function (GO): transaldolase activity
Source: RefSeq, a predicted model, not a curated record